Molecule: messenger RNA, 832 nt
Organism: Phragmites australis (common reed)
Lineage: Eukaryota; Viridiplantae; Streptophyta; Magnoliopsida; Poales; Poaceae
Product: pleckstrin homology domain-containing protein 1-like
Exons: 1
Coding region: 80-544 (154 amino acids)
Source: RefSeq, a predicted model, not a curated record
AAAACCAACUCCCGUCUUCGGAAAAAGAAAAAAACGGUACUCGCCCAACCCGAUCCGAUCCCCAAAUUCCCCACAUUUCAUGGCGGCGAGCCUGUGGCGGGCGGUGAUGGGCACCGGCGCGUCGCCCGCGGACGCCGACUCCGCGGGCGGCGUGGAGUUCUGGCGCGCCCCGGAGCGCGGGGGGUGGCUGACCAAGCAGGGCGAGUACAUCAAGACGUGGCGGCGGCGGUGGUUCGUGCUGAAGCAAGGGAAGCUCUUCUGGUUCAAGGACUCGGCCGUCACGCGCGCCUCCGUGCCCCGCGGCGUCGUCCCCGUCGCUUCCUGCCUCACUGUCAAGGGCGCCGAGGACGUGCUCAACCGCCCGUACGCCUUCGAGCUCUCCACCCCGCGCGAGACCAUGUACUUCAUCGCCGACUCCGAGAAGGAGAAGGAGGAGUGGAUCAACUCCAUCGGCCGCUCCAUCGUCCAGCACUCCUGCUCCGUCACCGACGCCGAGGUCGUCGACUACGACAGCCGCCCAUCCACCGCCGCCGGCGACAGGUGAUCGAUUCUUCGGUUGAUUGGUGAGCUAGAGGACCGGUGACACCUGUAACUCUUCAGCAUCUUUAUGUUACUUCUUUAGGUUUUGCAGUUGUGUCUUCUUGUUUCAUGGAUAUGAUCUGUGCAUUUGUAUAAUAUUGAUGUCAUCGGGUAAUAAUAAUUUGGGAUCCUGAUGUAUAGCGUGCUCUCUGUUACAGUACCAUGGAUCGGUUCUCUCUUUGUAAUUUGUAACUUUCUCCAAUGCCGUUUGAUUUGUUUGGUCAAUUAAUUUAUAUUUGGUUGUUUCAGUUUU